AUAACGUGAGACAAUUUUUCAAGUUCAGUGUCAUUUAAGUCAUAACAACAUCACAUUUGUAAAACUACAUUGUAACAGUACCACAGAAAAAAAAAAAAACAGUAGAAAGAUACAGAUCAAUGCUGGUUUUGGGAAUGGUUUAGCUGGUCUGGCUCAUCUUCAACUAUGUUACGUGCUGCUGAGAAGAAAAUUCUUUCAUGUAUGAGAACUGCAUAUCGAGGGUGGUAUGUGGAUAUAGGGCCAGUUGUAGGAACUUCAGAUAAAAUAUGGACUAUUUCCUUGAAUCAGGAUUCACCAAAGACACCAAUUGUUCUAUUACAUGGAUUAGGAGCAGGAGUAGCAUUAUGGUGUUUAAACCUUGACGCUUUGGCCUCUCAGAGGCCGGUAUAUGCCAUUGAUAUAUUAGGUUUUGGUAGAAGCAGUCGCCCCAUUUUUAGUAGUCAAGCACAAGAAGCUGAAAACCAGCUAGUUCGUUCCAUUGAAGAAUGGAGGAGAGAAAUGCACUUGGAGAAAUUUGUACUUCUGGGUCAUUCAAUGGGUGGCUUUCUUGCUGCAUCAUACAGUAUGCAACAUCCUGAAAGGAUUAAGCACCUUAUUCUUGCGGAUCCUUGGGGUUUUCCAGAAAGACCUAUAGAACGAAUUUCAAGGGCACCUAUGUGGGUGAAAGUUAUAGUGUACAUAAUGGAACCAUUAAACCCCUUAUGGCCAGUCAGAGCAGCUGGUCCAUUUGGACAGUGGUUAAUUGAAAAAACAAGGCCAGAUAUAGUAAAGAAAUUUACACCUGUAUUAAAAAACGACACUGCAGUGAUUUCACAGUAUUUACAUCAAUGCAAUACACAAACACCGUCGGGCGAGAGUGCAUUUCACGCGAUGAUGCAACACUUUGGCUGGGCCAAAAAUCCUAUCGUUAAAAGGAUGGAUAAGCUGAGUCCAGAAAUUCCUAUAACUCUUUUGUAUGGUAGUCGAUCAUGGGUCGACAAUUCGAGUUGGGAAACACUUAAACACGCCAGAUCAUCGUCUUAUAUUAAUGUUCAGGCGAUAACAGGAGCAGGACAUCAUGUUUAUGCGGAUAAAAGUGAAACUUUCAAUAAACAUGUAUUAGAAGCAUGCAAUCUAAGUGAUUCGAUACCCCAUUUAACACAGUCAAACGUUCAUUCGAAUCUUAAAGCCAUAAAUGACCAACAAAUUUCACUUAUUUUAGCAAAUGAAGAGGACGACUCAAAGACUGUGCAAGAACAAGAAUUAAAUACGUCACAAACACGAUCUAGUUGAAAUAUAGGAUAACAUUUUAUUCUUAAAUUGUAUUUCUUGACAUGAAUGUGCACAGUGCAAUGAACUGCGUGAAUUGUGUGAUUUAGACUAGCCAUAUGUAUUGCAAGAUACCAAACAAUCACAUGUUGAUUAUUAUUAUUGUACAAUUUAAUUUCUAAUUUAUGUUGCGCUUUGUUAUUUUGAUAAUUUAUAAUUCCUUGAAUUGUUUCAAGGAUAACAGUACUCACUCUUUAAUAUAAGUUCAUUAACCUUCAAAUGUAAGAAUGUUGAUGUCGAUUAUUUGUGUAAAUUUUAAUUUCUUUCUAAGAUUGUAAGUACAAAUAUUGUAAUAUAAAUUUCGGGAGGGAAUGAGAGCACAAUUUAUGGAAGCAUUUUAAAACAAAUACUUAUGGUAGUUCGCAGACGGAACGUACAAAAUCAAAAACUAUAAUAAAAUCAAAUUCAAUCAAUGGGAUCAAUGAUUUUGAUAAAUAUAC
This is a messenger RNA of Habropoda laboriosa, 1748 nucleotides long. It is a transcript of the gene puml, whose product is annotated as 1-acylglycerol-3-phosphate O-acyltransferase ABHD5. Bases 166 to 1272 code for a protein of 368 amino acids. The record is from RefSeq and is a predicted model, not a curated record. NCBI's taxonomy places the organism in Eukaryota, Metazoa, Arthropoda, Insecta, Hymenoptera, Apidae. The transcript has 7 exons. Gene Ontology annotation, cellular component: lipid droplet.